Arachis ipaensis is the source of this 739-nucleotide messenger RNA. NCBI's taxonomy places the organism in Eukaryota, Viridiplantae, Streptophyta, Magnoliopsida, Fabales, Fabaceae. The record is from RefSeq and is a predicted model, not a curated record.
CUAAAUAUCUAUGAAUACACUUUUCUCAUCAAAGAAAACGCUUUUAAAGAGUAGCUUAUUUAUUCUGUUUCAGGUGCGCUUUUAAAAUGUCUCCUAAUAUGACAAUCCUCAAUAAACACUUAGUAAAAAAAAUUUGUUGGCCCUCUCCCUCACUCACGCAGCAGUGCAGCACACACUCUCAUCCUCACUCAACAUACACAAAUACGAAAGAGAGAAGAAAUCAGAGAGGAGAAGUGAAGGAAGGAAAGAGAGGACGAUGCCGCUAGGGCUCCGCCGCCAUCGCCGUUGUCGUCGAGCGCCAGUGAGAGAGAGAGCUCGAGGAUGAGAGGAAACGCGAUGGAGGAGAGAAAAAUGAGGUGCUCUGUCGCCACUGAAGCUCCACCACCACUGCUAAGGCUUGUUUCAGUCAUUGUUCUGCCACCGUCGGGCUUCUGUGCCCCCGCCGAGGAGCUCGAAGGGAGGAAGCAGGGAUGUAUCACCGCCUUCGUGCUCUGUCGCGGCGCUGCCGUCGACUGGAGCUCGCCGUUGAGCUGCUGCACCGUCUCCAAGCUGUUGCGUCACCGCUCAUCUCUUCACUGUCACUGCUCAACACCAUCGUCGUAUCCUCUGUCACCAGGUGUGUAUGAUUUUGAUAGUGAUGAUGAACUGCAAUGGCUAAUUGAGAUACAGAAGCAAUAGGUGCUGGAAAUUUCAUACGUGCAUGCUAAACUAGGGAAAUCAUUCUGUAGAAAAGUGUCGA